Molecule: messenger RNA, 2309 nt
Organism: Ciona intestinalis (vase tunicate)
Lineage: Eukaryota; Metazoa; Chordata; Ascidiacea; Phlebobranchia; Cionidae
Product: sialate O-acetylesterase-like
Biological process (GO): carbohydrate metabolic process
Molecular function (GO): sialate O-acetylesterase activity
Source: RefSeq, a predicted model, not a curated record
UUAGAAUUCUUCCUAAUGCAUGUAGGUAGAAGGUUUAGGCAUGAAAGUGUUUCUGCUGUGUUUAUUCUGUUGUAUGACAACCUUUACACAGGGAAAGGAUAUAACAGUUAAAGGAAAUGAUGACAACUGGUUUCGAUUUGCUUCUUAUUAUCAAAACAAAAUGGUUCUGCAGCGUGAACCACACCGUGCUAACAUAUGGGGCUAUGGCAUGCUGGGUGCAAAUAUGACAUUAUCUAUUUCUGGUACUAAUUACACAACAACUGUAAGAGUUGGCCCAAAUAAAGCUUUUGUUUGGAACUUUAUUCUGCCACCCUACAAAGCUGGGGGGCCGUUUUCAAUAAAAGUCUAUCAUGAGUUUUAUGGAUUAUUAACUUGGAUAGAAUUGAAGGAUGUUCUAUUUGGUGAUGUUUGGGUUUGUAGUGGGCAGAGUAAUAUGCAAUUCACUGUUUCAAUGGCAUUUAAUCUGACUGAAGAAUUGAAAGCAGCGUCAAAUUAUAAUAAAAUACGACUUUUAACAGUUGGCAGUGUUGAGUAUUUGUUUCCACUUUAUGACCUUGUGUCUGUCAUACAACGAUGGUCAAUUCCUUCAGCAGAAACUUUGGUUGGACCGCCAUGGACUUACUUUUCAGCUGUUUGCUGGUUUUAUGGAAAGAAAUUGUAUGAGGUGUUGGAUGUUCCUAUAGGCCUAAUAUCAUCUGCUUAUAUUGGCAGUGCAAUAGAGCCUUGGUCUUCACCGGAUGCAUUGAAAACAUGUGGCUUGUUUAAACCAAACUUAACAGAUAUUAACAAGAUUAAAAAUGCAGCAUUCCCAUUUGUUAACUCUAUAUUGUGGAAUGUGAUGAUACACCCUUUGUUGAACAUGACAAUUAAAGGGGUUAUUUGGUACCAAGGCGAAUCCAACACAGAAUAUCACAACGAACAUUACUCCUGUUCAUUCCCUGCCAUGAUAAGGGAUUGGAGAUUGAAAUGGUAUGAAGGUACCAAUGAAAACACACACAAACAAUUUCCCUUUGGAUUUGUUCAGUUGUCAGCAGUUGGUAUUGACAGUAUCCCUAAUGAUGGGAAAUUUCCAUUGAUAAGAUGGCACCAAACUGCUGACUAUGGUUAUGUUCCAAACAAAGUAAUGCCAAAUACAUUCAUGGCUGUUACCAUGGAUCUUCCUGAUCUAACAUCUCCGUUGGAAAGUAUCCACCCUCGUGAUAAACAAGAUGUAGCUCAACGCCUUUUACUCGGCUCUUUAAAAGUUGCAUACGGCCAUAAUGUUAAUUCAGAAGGUCCACUUCCAAGUUCUGUUAGAAGUUAUGGAAAAUCGAAAAUUUUGCUUCAAUACCCAACCACCCAACACCUCAUUGUGCAAGAGAAAGGAAAUUUUGAGGUGUGUUGUGACCAAACCAAGUGCAAACUAGCAGACCCAUAUCCAUCUCUAGUUUGGAAAUGGGCUCCAAUUUCUGCUCAUACAAAUCACACGAUUACACUUGAUGCGCAGAAAUGCAGAAAUAUUGGAGUGCCAGCACAAUUUGUUCGUUAUGCGUGGGCGCUUGCCCCUUGCAAAUUCAAGCAAUGCUCGGUUUACAAUAACAAUGGUCUUCCAGCACCCCCGUUCUUUUUACCAGUCAUAUUAUAACUGUAUUUAUUGAGUUUUUUUUUCACUUGAAACCAGCUAUGAAAUUUUGUUCUUUAUUUUUAUAUGUUACUGACGCAGAAUUUUUAGCAAUUUUACAAUAACGCGCUUGCUGUUAAAUACUUUUUGUACUUUACUUAUUUCGCAAACUGUCCCAAUCUCCUUUAUUAUUUUACCUAAUCGAAAUACAUUUCUUCAACUUUAAGGUUUUAACAGAAAAUAUGUUACGAACGAUUUUUACAUCACCACGCCACUUGGCAAACCAAACGUCGUAACGAAAAACUUCCCUUUAUUUGUUUGAUGAGCAAUUUCUUACAAUCGCCGUUUGUCAAUGUACGUUAUUGAAACCGCGCUUAUGCUGAAACGUUACACGCACGUACGCGAUUUAAAAAUAUUAAAAUACAGAAAUGUAAGAAAAAAAGUUCUAAAAAAUACAACUUUUUUAGUGAUUAAGAUUUUUAAAUGCAAAAUAAUUAGAGACCAAGUAAGGCAAAAUAUUGUAAAAUAAUCACUCUUGUUUUUACAUUGGUGUGAUGUUGUCGGCUAUAGUUUGCGUCUAAUUUUCAAAAAACGGGCAGUUCCGAGUCACUGUUCGUGGCUAGGCGUUGGAGUUAUUUCUGUAGCGCUUGUAUAUUGCAUCAGUAUAGCCCUUGUGUUAAUAACCGUGGUAAUAAAUAUUCAACAAACC